GGAAAGGAGAUUGUCCGAGGAGUUGGAGGAGCGAAGAGGAAAACAGAUCGUGAAUCUUUGCAGGACUGGUGUCUGGGUUGCAAAAAGAGAAAAGGAACGGAGGCAGCCGCCUGGCAGAUGCGCUAGGCGCUCGCCCUAGAGAACACCGCUGGGUCAAACAAUGGAAGCUCCAAAUGGAGACGGUUGUCAGGCGAAUCAACUGGCCAACGCUGCCGCCCGCGGAGAUUUGGAGACGGCGGCGAGGCUGCUGGAGAGCGGGGCCGACCCCAAUGCCACGAACGCCUUCGGCCGGAGCCCGAUUCAGGUUAUGAUGAUGGGAAGCUCCAAAAUGGCAGAGCUGCUGCUGUGGAGAGGAGCAGAUCCCAACCGGCCAGAUCCCUCCACAGGUGCAACGCCAGCCCAUGAUGUGGCCCAGGAGGGAUUCCUGGACACUUUGAAGCUCCUACACCACUGGGGGGCUCACUUUGAUCAUCGGGACAGAUGGGGCCAAAGCCCGCUAGACCUGGCAAGAACGAAUGGGCAUCAUCACGUGGUUGAUUACUUACAAGAAUUAUCUGGUUGAAAUGUUUCCAUGCGAUACAUGAAGAAGCAGUAGAAAGACUGGGAAAGGGAAUGCUCCUGAAAAGUAAUGAAGAUAAAAAGCAAUAAAGAUCAUGGUGGCUUGGACAGACCUGGGACAUUCAUACUGGAUGCCCUUUUUUCCCCUCAAGAUUUGUGGAAAGACUAGAAGGAACAUGCUCUUUCCGACUGAAACUGGGGUCUUCUUUUUUUUUUUCCAGGCUAUUCUCAUUAAAAAAAAAAUCAUUAACUGCAUAUAGGGAAUUUAUCAAUUGGAAAAAUUAUGAGUUCUCUCUUGUUAAUUUGACUCUAUAUGUGCUCAGAUUUCCUCCCCGCUCCCCUCCUCCUGCCCAAACGGAACUGCGACUCACCAUAGAAUUCUCUUCCAACCCCUGC
Ahaetulla prasina is the source of this 954-nucleotide messenger RNA. RefSeq names its product cyclin-dependent kinase 4 inhibitor B-like. Gene Ontology annotation, biological process: regulation of cyclin-dependent protein serine/threonine kinase activity; negative regulation of cell population proliferation. Gene Ontology annotation, molecular function: cyclin-dependent protein serine/threonine kinase inhibitor activity; protein kinase binding. NCBI's taxonomy places the organism in Eukaryota, Metazoa, Chordata, Lepidosauria, Squamata, Colubridae. Bases 161 to 562 code for a protein of 133 amino acids. The record is from RefSeq and is a predicted model, not a curated record. The transcript is spliced from 2 exons. Gene Ontology annotation, cellular component: nucleus.